AUGACCCUGCGCUCCGCCGAGUCCCUGGAGAGCGCGGAGAGCUCCCGAGAGCGCUGGGGGCACCGGGGGGCGGCGGCGCCCGUUGCCGAGGAGUCCCGUGAGGCGGUGCAGCUGGCAGCGGCUAUGGAGGAGCUGCGGCGGGCAGGAUGGUACUGGGGCAACAUGACUGUUGCUGAAGCCAAAGAGAAAUUACAGGAUGCCCCCGAAGGAACCUUUUUGGUUAGGGAUAGUUCGCAUUCAGAGUAUCUACUGACUAUUUCAGUAAAAACAUCAGCAGGACCGACCAAUCUACGUAUAGAAUAUCAAGAUGGCAAGUUUAGACUGGAUUCUAUUACUUGUGUCAGAUCUAGACUUAAACAGUUCAACAGCGUUGUGCAUUUGAUUGAGUACUAUGUUCUUAUGUGCAAGGACAGAACUGAAACGCCUUCAAAUGGAACAGUUCAUCUUUACUUGAACAAACCCCUCUAUACGUCCACUCCAUCUCUUCAACACCGCUGCAGAAUAGCUAUAAACAAGAGUACAAAUCAGAUCUGGGAGCUGCCAUUACCAACAAGACUAAAAGAGUACUUGAAAGAGUAUCAAUACCAGGUAUAAAUAUAUUUUCUAAAUGCCUCUAACAUAGAGUAACUUUUGAAUGCAAUUCUUAAAAUCAGCCAAAGAACUGAGUAACCAGCUGUACAACUCCACAUGGAAUUCAAUAUCAAAACAGUGGCAGUUCCAGGGAAAAGGUUUUUAUUUCAGAUGCCACAAAGGGAGACUUUAUGUAGAAUAAUCCCAACUUGUGUCCUUGGGGGUUCAACAAGGUGGCAUGCUAUUCUUGCAAGGAGAGAGAAGUCAGGAAUCUGUCCAGAUUGUGUUGCUUUGUCAAUGGCAUAAAAUGCUGCACUAACUAUCAAAUGCUUACUGAAGCAGUGGGACUGGGAGAGACUGCAGAAGUGGUCAGAGAGGUAUGAGAGUUCACAAGUAUCUCACUUGUCUGAUUCCAAGAUUAAUUUGGUGCUGGUGUUCAUAUAAUCCUAAAAGCUUAACUAGAUCACACUGUGAUAAUCUUGCUGAAGUUAUGCAACUAAUCAAAUACAAUCAGAAAAUGAUCAUGUAUUCAGUUUUAUUGAACUAUUCUCCUGCUUUUCUGCAAGCAAAGGAGUACUGUAAGUAAUCAGUUUAAAACAUUGUUUUUCAAAGUUCUCUAAAGGCUGACCUUAAGAAGAAAUGCCACAUCUUUCACAGGAACCCAGUAUGUUGCUGAUUAUACAAGACUGGUAUCCCAGAAUCCUUAACAUGUUAACAUCUUCACAGUGGUGAUAUAUCCAUGUUAUUACUAUUAAGCCUCUUUUGGCUGAGGCUUUAAGACUAUAGGCUGCAGACUUGCAGUUGCUCAGUUCCAAUGUCAAAACAUGGAUAUCAGCAGUUACAGCUGUCUUUCUACAGUGUAGAAUGUUUUCUUCAGCUUGUUUCCCAAAAUAUGGGGAAAUAGGAUUUGGGUUUUGUUUGUUGGGUUGUUUUAGGUUUUGGGUCUUUUUUUGUUUGUUUGUUUGUUUGUUUUUGAGGUGGUUGGGUUUCUUUUUUUUUUUUUUU
Empidonax traillii (willow flycatcher) is the source of this 1575-nucleotide messenger RNA. It is a transcript of the gene SOCS2, whose product is annotated as suppressor of cytokine signaling 2. The transcript is spliced from 2 exons. Gene Ontology annotation, biological process: intracellular signal transduction; phosphatidylinositol phosphate biosynthetic process. Gene Ontology annotation, cellular component: phosphatidylinositol 3-kinase complex. Bases 1 to 594 code for a protein of 197 amino acids. The record is from RefSeq and is a predicted model, not a curated record. NCBI's taxonomy places the organism in Eukaryota, Metazoa, Chordata, Aves, Passeriformes, Tyrannidae. Gene Ontology annotation, molecular function: 1-phosphatidylinositol-3-kinase regulator activity.